AUGGCAAUACUCAAAACCCUCUAUCUCCUCCCCCUAAUCUUCAUUUUUGCCCUAAUUUGUACCAUUGUUCAUUCGAAAAGAGAUCAUUCAUCACCAUCGCCAAUCGACUUCAAUGACCUUCAAGGAAGCCACAAAGGCAGCUCAAUUAAAGGUCUCCAUAAGCUCAAGCAUUACUUAGAACAAUUUGGCUAUCUCAAUUAUGAAAACAAAGCCAAUCUCAACGAUGAUGAAUUUGAUGCCAAACUCGAAUCAGCCCUCAAAACCUAUCAAGAAAACUUCCACAUUAGUUGUACUGGGAUACUAGAUGCCGCAACAUUAGCCAAAAUUAAUGUCCCCCGGUGUGGAGUUCCCGAUAUCAUCAAUGGCACCAAUGCAAUGGUUAAAAAGAACCACAGUGAUCCUCUGUCCGAAUCCAUCAACAUUGUUUCUCAUUAUACAUUCUUCAACAAUCGUCCUCGUUGGCCACUUUCUCAAACACACUUAACAUACAGGUUCCUCCCCAACACUCACAUAGACGCAAUCACAGCGGUAGAUCGCGCAUUCAGAACAUGGGAAGCAGCUACGCGCUUUAGCUUCUCACGUGUUCGCAACAAUGAGCGAUCGGAUAUAUCCAUCGGUUUUUUCUCAGGUGACCAUGGAGAUGGUCGCGCAUUCAGCUCCGGCGAAGGGGGAGCAUUAGCUCAUGCCUUUGCUCCCACUGAUGGAAGGUUUCAUUUCAACGGGGCGAAAAGAUGGGGGAAUGGCCGUGUUCCUGGUCGAUACGAUUUGUUCAGCGUUGGGCUACACGAGAUAGGACACCUAUUGGGGCUCGGACACAGCCAACAUAAGCGUGCAAUAAUGUAUCCUUCCUUUUCACCUGGACAGACUAAACGUUUAACCAAAGAUGACAUUGAUGGAAUUAGGGCUUUAUAUUCUUGA
This is a messenger RNA of Andrographis paniculata, 918 nucleotides long. RefSeq names its product metalloendoproteinase 3-MMP-like. The record is from RefSeq and is a predicted model, not a curated record. Gene Ontology annotation, biological process: collagen catabolic process; extracellular matrix organization; proteolysis. Lineage: Eukaryota; Viridiplantae; Streptophyta; Magnoliopsida; Lamiales; Acanthaceae. The coding region runs from base 1 to 918 and encodes 305 amino acids. Gene Ontology annotation, cellular component: extracellular matrix. The transcript is spliced from 2 exons. Gene Ontology annotation, molecular function: metalloendopeptidase activity; zinc ion binding.